UCCAAGCAGUAUAAUGUGUAUUUAGAACACACUAUUGCAUGCAUUAUAAAUCAAACAGGUGAGCCUAGAACUAAAGUAUUAUCUCUUUCUCAUAAGGACUUUUGUGAAAAGGAAACGUUUGUUACAAAUAGAAAUGAAAAAUUCUACUUUCUAUACUCGGGAGACCGCUGCCUUGUAUUAAGGCAUCCACAGUAUGAAACGCUUCAGCUGUACGCUGAUCAUGCUAGAAGGAACCUGGUUCAAGACAUCAAAAAGAAAUUAGGUGACGAGUACAAGGAACCAGAUGCACUAUUUCUAGCAAAUGACGGUCAGCCCAUUCUUAAGAAGAGAAAGGUAAGAAAACGUCGAUCAGUUAAAGGAACGGCUAUCCGAAAAGAGACCAUAUCUUUCACAGCACGUGAUGAGGAGGAACACCACUCUUCAAGCUCUACUGAGAGCACUGCGAGAAAUGGAGACGUUUGUGAGGACACAACAAAUCGUAUACAUAAACACGAAGGAUAUGGCAGGGCCUCAUUUGAUAACAUGGAAAGAAACGAUAGCAAAGAUGCCGUAACUUCUAGUAUUUCCUUGGGAGGGAAUGUUCUUGUGCAUACUUCAUCGACUAUUAAGAAUGAAUCGGAGGAAUUUAAUCAGAUGGUAGCUCACAAAGAAGUAUGUCAUGCUACUGAUAGCAGAAACGGUGAAGAGGAAUCCACGUUUGCGAAAACGGACACGAAACUUUUAAAUGAAGUUUUCGUCCGGAAAUAUGAAGGAGUAAAGCCUAAUGAAGAUUUGCAAGAAAAGAAUUUUCAGAUAAAUCAGUGCGAAACCAUCCCAGUUAGUAUAGGCAAACUUGAUGACAAACGCUCAAAAUACGGGACGGAUCAAGAAAUGAUUGACGAAAACAUUUCAGAUGUAACAAACAGCGAUUACUUUGGAACAACCAAAGAAAACUAUUCAAAGACUGACGAACGUUCUUCCACUGGGAACAACAAAACUCACAUUACAAGGACUGGUAGCGGUAUUUUACCUAGUGAGACCAAAGUCGACAUUGCCUCGGAAAUGACCAAAGAAAGCAUCACCUCCUGUGAAACAGCAUCGGUGGCAGCUCAAACCUCAUCAGAUAGACUAGACGAUGCAUUAGUCUAUGGUUGUAUUUCUGCCAUUCUUCACGGUAAAAUCGGAGAGAAAGUUAGUGGCACUGACUUGGCCUUGGAACUUGACUAAACAUUUGAUUUUCUGGGCAAACAUAGAAAUAAUCUGAUUUAGAAAAAAAACAUCCAGUCAAAUCAAUACCUGAUCCGCCCCGUAAGCGAUUCCGAGCGAUUUCAAAGUUGAUUUAAUUUUGCGUACAUUGAGAACAUGCGAUUAAAACAGCACUCUUAAUAUCAUUGAUUAUUCAUGAUUGUAAGUUAAUUUUAAAAUUAACUUACAAUGAUGAAUAAUCAAUGAUAUUAGUACAUCCCAGACGGCUUAUCUCUGUCGUUAAAUCUCGAAUAAUAAUCUAAGGGUAAAAAUUAUCAGCACUACUUGUCUUAUAUGAUAUUCCUUUCUAUGUCAGAGACCGCUAAUUCAGUACAGGGAACUAAGGUAAAUGUAUACUUGGGAAUACUAUAAGACUUAGUCGUCCUGGUUUUGUGAGGUAAAGAAAAUAUAUAUUAAAGUACGAUGGUGACAUUCUUUUUUACGACAGUUUUUAUUGUUUAUAAAUAGCAAACAUUAAUUAGGUAGGAGGCUUAUUCCAGCAGUCAAAUCUGCCAUUAGUUUUCACGAUCUGUCAAAUUUAUUUUCCAUUUCUCUUUUCGUCUAAUGCAUUGUUUGUAAGUAUCUUGGUAAGACAUUGUAGUUUAUAACAUUACGAUGGAUUCCAUAUCACUAUAGUUGUAUUUGAAAUUGUUUUAUUGAGCUAACUGAAGUCACGUAAGAAAAUCUAUUUGUCCGGAAGUUGACAAGCUCUCAACAGCCAAUAAAACGUUGUUUGAAAGAUAAGUUAUUUUUUAGACCGGGCAACUCACUUUGUAUGGUAUCUCUCAACUGGAUGGUAUCAUUUGAAAAUGGCCAAUGAAAUGCUUGUGUUUUCAGGCUCCGUAUAAAUUGCAGGUACACCCGUACGUUUUUGAUGAAUGCAGUUCUUAAUUUCAUCCGUGUACGGUGUUCCGCUAGAGCCAUCACCUACUCCUUUUGAAUGCGAAGCAUGAAAGAACUACGUACGGUGUCAGUAACACGACAGUACAAUGGCGGAGCGCUAAAGUACGAUGGUGACAUUCUUUUUUACGACAGUUUUUAUUGUUUAAGUUUAUUGUUGUUAAAAACGGCACAAAAAACUCGACCUAAAGGCAAAAAAUGGUUCCAUUCUGGUGGAUAAAGAAAUACGUAGGCUGAAUCAUAUAACGUUAUAUUUUUUGCAAUCAAGUGCAUUUAUUUAUUAUUUAUUUAUUUUUUUGUCAUUUGCCAGAAAUUCAAUACGUGGUUUCGCCUUAAGUAAUCAAAGUUUUGCAUACCUAAGUUGAAAAUAUUAAUCACUAGAUCUACUAAAUCCGUUUCCAAUCGAGUGUCCUGAUACUAGAAAAUGUUCCACCUUUGAGAUUGGAACUGAAAUACAAUUGUUGUAUGUAUAAACCGAUGGUAACACACUUGGCAUAUAAAUAUGCAGCAAUGAGCAGACAGUCACAUUAACGUUAGCCUGGGAAGCCGUUGAUAAUAUGUGUGCUUUGUCAAAAGAAAUCACAUCUAAUAUCUAUGCAUUAAAGAUCCCACUUAAUUUGCGCUAAUAGGUGUUAAUUGGCAUGCAUCGCGUUUCUGAUAUUAUCAAUUUGCAGGUAGAAAAAAAGUUAGAAAUUGUCAAACGUCAACAUUUUCCUGCUUCAAUCAUUAUUCAUAUUCACAAAUGCUCCAAAAGUAUCUGCUACACUGGAUAUCAUUCCAGUCAAAAUUUCCUAACUGAAGAUGUAUACAGUAUUCAUUUCCCCCGGAAUUAUCUGGUUGAUUUGGGUUCCAGCCUAAGUAGCCUGCAGAUACAGAGGAAUCAUCUGUCCAGUAAAAGUUACCUUUGGAUGGCACGUAUUCACCUCCUAUCCACGGAAACGCGUAUGCAUUUUCUGUAAGAAAGAAAAAUGUUUCAUUGUCUUUAAAGGUGGUCAAUCAUACUUAAGCAACAUUUUGUGACAUUUUUUCAUUUUUAGUAUAUUAUGUUAGAUUUUUAUUUAAGGUACAAAAGGACCCAUUUUAUAUUUUAUAUUUGCAUUUGAUAGAUAUUGUGAUAUUUCAACAAUCUGAAACAACAGGCAAGUUUUAAAACAGUAUGUGGCUUCGAUAUUAAUAUAUUCAAAGAUAUAUCCUGGUUGCACAACAAAGAUAGGUAAAAAAGGAGGUGAUAAUAGUUACUGCAGUAUAUAAACUUGCAUUUCUUAUAAAUUUCGACGAAAUAUAUAUUUGACCAUGUAAAUUUUUAACAAAUAUAAUGCAAUAGUUUUUAUAUUCAUAUGAUUUCUUAGGCAAGGUAUGUUUAUAAAAUAUAUACAUAUGCUGAAAUAACUCUAUCUUGGUUGAGCAACCGGGACAGGAAAAUCAAAUUUCAAAAAUACCUCCAUGAAUUAAGCAGUCAGUGAACACAAAUAAGUGUAAAUGAUAUCAGUACAAAACGACUUCAUCCGAGUUAUUGGUCAGAUAUUAUUUUCAAUCUAAAUGCGCUGCGAUUUACUUAUAAUAUUACCUUUGCUUCCUGUCUUGUCAUUGGUACCUUCACCAACUCAAAAUAACUUUCACCUGAAACGCAAUAUGAAUUACUUUUACACUUACGCGUCAGAAUAUUUUACACAAGUAUUAAUACUGCUAUAUUAAAAUGACGGUUCGCAAAUUCUGAUAUAAAACAUGAAAUAACAGAUUUCACAAGAAAUAGCAACAAAAGGAGGUCGCCAAUUCAACAGAUUUUCAUGUUGGAAGGUAUAAAUUGCGACUCUAGUGCCCUAUAUUUGUCGUCCUGACGUGUUGUCGAUUUCUUCGCCCCACCAAUACAGGAAGUGUCAUUCUUUUGUGCUUUCGGGUUGAUGGGGACGGCAAACUGAAAGGGCCAUCACGAAAACUCUACAAAACUUACUGGUUUAUAUGUUGUUAUUUCAUGUUAAACCUGACAGCCUCUCCUAUUGUGUCUUCGAAAUUUUCUGUAUUGCCCAGUUUUCCGGUAGGCAUGUGCACACUUAUUUUGUCCCCUUUUACCAUUUAUCAAUUUGCAUGAAACGUCGUCCCGAAAGGCAAUAAUUUAAUUCCUGUUCUGAUAUAGAAGGAUAUUGCCUUCUGCAGACCCUCUUCGUAAUGAUCUUCUGUCCAUGAUCUCAAAUAUACCUAUGUGUAAUUGUUGUGCGGAUAUUUACCAGAUGACGUCAUCACAGCAACUCAACAAAUACAGAUGAAUCUAUCGUUUGCCGCGACAUUUUCCUAAAGGACAAUACGAAAACUCAGCAACUAUAUCAAUCGAAUCGGUGAUCUUUAUUUGUGGUAUUGCCCUGUCUUCGCCCCAUCAAAACGGCAACAGGACAACUAAACAAAUACGAAAUGUGUCAUUCUGCCGUGCUGUCGAGCUAUCUUGGAAGAACGCACAACAUUAUGAAAAAUAAAGGGUGCAGGUUCAAGAUGAUCAUGCUCACCAACACGAAAUCGAAACAAAUAACUUAAUUUGUCAUUAUUGUGUGCGAAAUCUGCUAAAUUGUCGUGUUGGCGGGCAAAAAAGUUGAAUUAUCGAGUUGUCGUAUUAUCAUUUCUUCGAAGUUUUUACAUGGAAGAAAUCAGACACCUAGCUAUGCUUACAGUAACAUUAGCGUUAGAUUAACUUGCAUGAAAAUAGCUUCUCCCAAGUUGAAUCCGACAUAGACAUAAAUUGGUUACUCAAUGGUUACUAUAGUAUAAACCUGAAAACCUUUUGUUUUCUUAUCUCAAAGCAAAACAAACUUACCUGCGUAAUAAACUAAGUAGUUCGACGGUGCAGCGGCGGGUGUCCAAAAUUCUUGCGCGUGAAAGUCACAGUCUUUGUUUGUUGUAUUGUAAGUAACAAUUUUACAGGCAUUUUCCGCAGAACACAAGUAGCAACACUGAGUCACAUCCGGAGCACGUGUUGUAUUUAAAGAGUCUGAGG
Messenger RNA from Mercenaria mercenaria, 5107 nucleotides. RefSeq lists its product as uncharacterized. Bases 523 to 1206 code for a protein of 227 amino acids. The transcript has 2 exons. Lineage: Eukaryota; Metazoa; Mollusca; Bivalvia; Venerida; Veneridae. The record is from RefSeq and is a predicted model, not a curated record.